AUGUUUUCUCGUCUCCUUCUUCCACUUCUCGGGCUCUUAAGCCUCGUAGCUGCAUAUUCCAAUCCAGGUUCUUGUUCUGGUAACUGUUAUGCACAUGAUCCAUCUUUGAUUCAACGUUCUAGUGAUGGCACUUGGUUCCAAUUCAAUACCGGGAAUGGUAUCGGGAUCUGGAAGGCCACGGCUCUUGCUGGACCGUGGACUUAUGUGGGUGAUGCUUUGAGUGGAGGGAGCAAGAUUGAUUUGACCGGGAACACUGAUCUUUGGGCACCCGAUGUUCAUCUCGUAGGCUCAACCUACUACAUGUACUAUGCUGUCUCCGCCUUCGGAUCCCAAAAUUCAGCAAUCGGAGUCGCAACCUCUACUACCAUGGAAGUAGGAUCAUGGACCGAUCGGGGUGCUACUGGUGUUGCUUCAUCAAGUGGCAAACUAUACAAUGCUAUUGAUCCCAAUCUCAUCCUGGUCGGCAGUACCUAUUACCUAAACUUCGGCUCAUUCUGGGACGACAUCUACCAAGUAGCCAUGUCAUCCACGCCCACCAAAGCCAGCGGCUCCGCCUCCUACAACCUGGCCUACAACUCCACCGGUACCCAUGCUGAAGAAGGAUCCUACAUGUUCUAUUAUUCGGGGUACUACUACCUGCUCAUCUCCUCGGGCAUCUGCUGCGGCUACGAUACCUCGAAACCAGCCUCGGGCGCUGAAUAUAAAAUCGUCAUGUGCAGAAGUACGAGCGCGACAGGAAAUUUCGUGGAUCAGAGUGGGAAGGCUUGUGCUGCUGGUGGAGGAACGACCCUUUUGGCUAGUCAUGGGAACGUUUAUGGACCGGGUGGACAGGGUGUCUAUCUCUCAUCCUCGGGACCAAUCCUCUACUACCACUAUGCAAAUCCUACGAUCGGGCUUGGAGAUGCGAAUUAUCGGUUUGGAUAUAAUUAUCUUACGUUUAGUAAUGGAUGGCCUGUUGUGUAG
This is a messenger RNA of Sclerotinia borealis F-4128, 963 nucleotides long. Lineage: Eukaryota; Fungi; Ascomycota; Leotiomycetes; Helotiales; Sclerotiniaceae. The record is from the annotation of a GenBank genome assembly.